Pipistrellus kuhlii (Kuhl's pipistrelle) is the source of this 433-nucleotide messenger RNA. RefSeq names its product cystatin-B-like. NCBI's taxonomy places the organism in Eukaryota, Metazoa, Chordata, Mammalia, Chiroptera, Vespertilionidae. Gene Ontology annotation, cellular component: cytosol. The record is from RefSeq and is a predicted model, not a curated record. Bases 51 to 347 code for a protein of 98 amino acids. Gene Ontology annotation, molecular function: cysteine-type endopeptidase inhibitor activity. The transcript has a single exon.
AGCCCCUCCGUGCCCGCCGCUCCCAGCCCCGUGCCCGCAGCUCCGCCAAGAUGCUGUGCGGUGGCACCUCCGCCGCCAAGCCCGCCACGGCCGAGAUCCAGGCCAUCGCCGACAAGGUGAAGCCCCAGCUGGAGGAGAAGGCAAACAAGAAGUACCCCACGUUCAAGGCCACGGAGUACAAGAGCCAGCUGGUCGCGGGGACUAACUACUUCAUCAAGGUUCAAGUUGAAGAUGAUGACUUCGUGCACAUCCGCGUGUUUCAGAGUCUCCCUCAUGAAAGCAAGGCCUUGGCCUUGCACGACUACCAGACCAACAAGACCAAGCAGGACGAGCUGACCUAUUUCUAGUUCUGGAUCUUGAACUGAACCUUCGCCACCAUGUCCUCUGCCACGUGGUCGUGUGCCCGGGUCCUAAAUGAGCAUCGUCUCUGUGC